ACAUUAUUGUUCCGCUAAACGAUAGUCAACUUCAUUCUCCAAAUCUUCUUGAUUACUGACACUCAAUACUCAAGUCUUCGUAUCACAGCGCAUUCACACAGUCUACAAGUACAAGACUUGGAAAGAUUAUAUAUUUAUAUAUUCGUUCUUGGAAGCCUUAUGAUCCCAUCUUAAUUAACUUCUUGCCAGAAAUAUGAAUAGAUUUACUCAAACUGCUGUGUUCUUGGUGAUUUUGCUCUACUCAAACUCAGGAGAGGUUAGAGGAACAAGCUUGAUCAGAUGCAAACAAGUUGAAAGAGAAGCACUACUCAAGUUUAAAGAUGGUCUGGAUUCUACUCCUCUUCUUUCUUCCUGGGGCAGUGAAGAACACAAAAGAGAGUGCUGCAACUGGGUUGGAAUUCACUGCCACAACAAAUCUGGUCAUGUCACCAAGCUCCACCUCUCUCCUUCAACUUUUGGUGAAAGUGAUGAUGAGUACUACACAUUGCCUCUUUCAGGUAAAUAUAUCAGUUCUUCAUUGGUUGAGUUGCAGAAUUUGAGAUAUUUUCAGCUCAGUCACACUGAGUUGAAUGUCACAUUCCCAAGUUUUAUUGCUAAUCUCACCAGACUAUCAUACCUUGAUCUUUCUGCCAACUUCAUGAGUGGGAAAAUCCCACCUCAGUUUGGAAACCUUUCAAGGUUGCAGUUUCUUGAUCUUAGCUCUAAUAAUUUGAUCAUAACAAACUUGGAUUGGCUUUCUUCCCUUUCUUCUUUGAGACAGCUUGACUUGAGUGGAUCAAACUUGAGUGAAGCCAAGAACUGGAUUCAACCAAUAGGCAAACUUUCUCACCUAACAAAUUUGAAGCUGAGUGGUUGCAGUCUUCAAACUCCAACACCUCCAUUUCUGUCCAUUUUGAACUCAUCAACAUCUCUUUCCAGUCUUGAUCUUUCUUUGAAUGAACUAUCUGUUUCUAGUCAACAAUGGUUGUAUAGCUUCAUGCCCAACCUUCUCCAUCUUGAUCUUACUGGUAACAAGUUGAGUUAUCUUCCACAAGAUUUUGGAGAUUUGACACCUUCUUUGACAUACCUUGAUCUUUCUUCUAAUCACAUAGAAAGUACUAUUCCAAAUACUUUUGUAAACAUGACUUCCCUUGAAUACAUUUCCCUUAGUGGUAAUCUCUUAAAGGGUAACAUUCCUAAUGGUUUUGGGAACAUGGUUUCACUCACAUAUCUUGAUCUGAGUUUUAAUCAGUUAGAAAAUUCUAUUCCAAAUGAUUUUGGGAACAUGACUGCCCUAGAAUCUAUUGAUCUUACCUUUAACAAUCUCAGAGGUGAAAUAACCAGAUUUAUUGUCAAAGAAACACAACUCUUAUCUUUGACAGAGCUGUGGCUUCAGUCAAAUCAAUUGCAUGGACUUGUGCCUGAAAGUAUUUCCAGUCUGAGUAAUUUGGAGAUUUUGGAUCUAUCUGUGAACUCAUUUGAAGGUGUGAUUAGUGAAGCUCAUUUCUCAAACCUCUCAAUGCUAUAUCAUCUGGAUUUAUCAUCUAAUAAACACCUGCAAUUCAAUGUCUCAUCUGACUGGAUUCCUCCUUUUACUUUACAAAAGCUUGGGCUCAGGAGCUGUGAGCUGGGGACUCAGUUUCCAAAGUGGCUGAAAACUCAAAACAGCCUCUGGCAAAUAGAUAUCUCCAGCUCAGGAAUCUCACAAUCCAUACCUAAAUGGUUUUGGAAUCUCACUACUUCAUUAUCUUUUGUGAAUGUUUCUAACAACCAAAUUAGUGGAGCUAUAGAGGAAUUUCACCCAUCAGAAAUGAGAUUUGAUGAUGUUGAUUUGAGCUCAAAUCUCUUUCAUGGUCCAGUACCAAUGUUUCUAUUCAGAGUGAGAACAUUAUAUCUUUCCAAAAACAAAUUCUCAAGUCUAAACUCCAUGUGUAAAAUCACUUAUCAUUACUUGAACAUUCUUGAUAUCUCUGAUAAUCAAUUGAUUGGAGAUCUUCCAAACUGUUUGUCAAAACUCAAAGACAUAGAAUAUCUCAUUCUGUCAAACAACAAGCUAUCAGGAGAAAUUCCCAGCUCUAUUGGCAACUUAUCAUUGAUUAAAUCACUGCAUUUGAGUAACAACAAUUUUAGUGGGAAACUGCCUUCUUCCAUGGAAAAAUGUGGAGAAUUGCAGGCUCUUGAUGUUGGACAAAACAGAUUCAUGGGGCCAAUACCUUUGUGGAUAGGAACAAGUCUUCAAAAGCUUGUUAUUCUCAGCUUCAGAUCCAAUCAUUUUGAUCAAAACAUGCCCCUAAAUCUCUGUCAAUUGCUGCAUCUUCAAGUGUUGGACCUUUCUUUCAAUAACAUCUCUGGAAGCAUACCAAGUUGUAUUGGUAACCUUAAAUCAAUGAAAGUAAAUGAAGGUCUCAGUUCUAUUUUUCUCAGAACUAAUACUUAUGCUUUCAAUAGUACAAUGACAGACUAUAGUGAACAACUUUUCUUGACUUGGAAAGGAACUUUGUCUCGGUAUGAAAAUACUCUUGGACUUGUGAAGGUUAUAGAUCUUUCUAGCAACAUUUUGACAGGAGAAAUUCCAGCAGAAAUCUUUGAGCUCAAUGGUUUGGUGUCUUUGAACUUGUCAAGAAACAAUCUAAGUGGAAAAAUUCCUACAGAGAUUGGUCAGUUGGUUUCUUUGGAUGCUCUUGAUUUGUCAAGGAACCACUUUUCUGGGAAAAUUCCUUCGAGUCUUUCGAAAGUGGAUCGUCUCAACACAUUAGACUUGUCCAACAAUAACUUGUCUGGGAAAAUUCCAACAGGCCCUCAACUCCAAACUCGAGAUGAAGCUGCGUAUGUUGGGAAUCCUGAACUGUGUGGAUCUCCACUUCAUAAGAAAUGUUUAGAUGAAGAAGAAGAACAUCAGAUUCAGGUUGGUGAUCAUGUAGAAAAUGAAGAUGAUGAGUUUAUAACCAUGGGAUUUUUUAUCAGCUUAGCACUUGGUUUUAUUGUUGGAUUUUGGGGUGUCUGUUUCACUUUGAUCUUCAACAAGUCUUGGAGAUAUGCAUUUUUCAAGUUCUUGGAUGUAGAAAAUUGGAUCAAACCUAAUAGGAGGAGUGUUAAGGCUAAGAAGGGGACAAAACCACCUUCAUUUAUGGAGAGUUCAACAUUUGUGGAGUUUUCCUCAAAAUAAUUUGUAAUGUCAAGAUUAUUAUUUUGGAUAUUUUUAGUGUAAUUGUAGUACUAUAAUCUGUAAUAGCUUUAUCUCUGUUUUAGAUUGUUCUAUUGAAUGUUGCACAAACUCAUUUUGAGUAUUGUUUACUUGUAAUGUAACAAGUUUUUCUCAUAAUAUUAUUUCUAUGUUUCUUUCUUUAAA
This is a messenger RNA of Humulus lupulus (European hop), 3328 nucleotides long. Its product is annotated as receptor-like protein EIX2. Lineage: Eukaryota; Viridiplantae; Streptophyta; Magnoliopsida; Rosales; Cannabaceae. Bases 194 to 3145 code for a protein of 983 amino acids. Gene Ontology annotation, molecular function: protein binding. The transcript is spliced from 2 exons. The record is from RefSeq and is a predicted model, not a curated record.